Didymosphaeria variabile is the source of this 1665-nucleotide messenger RNA. RefSeq lists its product as uncharacterized. The transcript has 3 exons. The record is from RefSeq and is a predicted model, not a curated record. NCBI's taxonomy places the organism in Eukaryota, Fungi, Ascomycota, Dothideomycetes, Pleosporales, Didymosphaeriaceae. Bases 1 to 1665 code for a protein of 554 amino acids. Gene Ontology annotation, biological process: proteolysis. Gene Ontology annotation, molecular function: serine-type carboxypeptidase activity.
AUGCAGUUGCUCUCACUUCUCGCCCUCACGGGGGUCGCCAGCGCCAUCAACACCCGCGGUUCUCGCGGCGCAGCGCUCGAGCGAAAGGGCAUCAAGCUCCCGCAGCCCAGGAGCGCGCCGAAGCACACUGCUCCGCUUGUGAAGCGCGAUGGUAAUGCUACUAUCAUCCCGCAGACCGAGAAGACGGCGAAAUUCGUCGUGAACGGCACUGCCGGCGCUAUACCUGAAGUCGACUUCGACAUUGGCGAGAGCUACGCUGGUCUGAUGCCCAUCAGCGACAAGGCAAACGAGACGAACGAGCUUUACUUCUGGUUCUUCCCGAGCGCGAACGAGGAUGCUGGGGAUGAGAUCACCAUCUGGUUGAAUGGCGGCCCCGGUUGCUCCUCCCUCGAGGGUUUCCUCCAGGAAAAUGGGCCCAUCUCCUGGCAAUACGGAACCCCCAAGCCCGUGUACAACCCGUGGAACUGGGCAAACUUGACCAACAUGGUGUGGGUCGAGCAACCUGUCGGUACCGGAUUUACCCAAGGCGAACCAACUGCGACUAGUGAAGAAGAGGUUGCAGCGCAAUUUGCGGGUUUCUGGAAGAACUUCCUAGACACUUUUGAUCUUUGUGGUCGCAAGGUCUACAUCGCUGGCGAGUCUUACGCCGGCAAGUAUAUCCCUUACCUCGCCAACGAGUUCUUGGACCAGGAGGACAAGGAGUACUAUGAUGUGAAGGGUAUCAUGAUCUACGACCCUUCUGUGGCCUCCGAUACUCUGCUCGAGGACAUCCCCUCGGUGCCCUUCGUUGACCGCUGGUCUGGCCUCUUCAACUUCAACCAGUCCUUCACAGAUGAAAUCCACCAGCGCGCUGAGAUGUGUGGGUACACCGACUACAUGGACACAUAUCUUACCUUCCCUCCAAUCAGCAAACUGCCCACUCCCAACUCUACGAACAGGGACGAUGGGUGCGCUAUCUGGAGCGACAUUAUCGAUGCCGUCAUGCUCACCAACCCCUGCUUUGACGUUUACCAGGUGGCUACAACAUGCCCUUUGCUUUGGGAUCAGCUUGGCUUCCCCGGUUCCUUUGAUUAUCUGCCCGAGGGUCAGCAGAUCUACUUCAACCGCACCGACGUGCAGAAAGCCAUCAAUGCGCCUAUCCAGCCCUGGGCAGAGUGCCAAACCGCUCUUGAGACUGACACCUCGGUCGACUCCUCGUGGGUCGUUCUCCCGCGUGCCAUUGACGCGCUUGACCGCACCGUCAUCGUGCAUGGUGAUCUGGACUUCAUCCUCUUGUACAACGGCACGCUUCUUACCAUCCAGAACAUGACGUUCGGUGGAGAGCAGGGUUUCCAGGAAGCGCCCUCGGACGCCUUCUACGUUCCCUACCACGAGGACUACAGCCUCGAGAGCUUGAGCGCCAGCGGCAUCAUGGGCAUCACUCACACCGAGCGCAAGCUCACAUGGGUGCAGCAGGCACUCAGCGGACACAUGGUGCCGCAGUACCAGCCCAGCAGUGGUUACAGGCAGCUCGAGUUCUUGCUCGGUCGCGUUGACAGCUUGAGUUCGAGAGACCCUUUCACGACGCAGAAGUGGGUGGAGCAGCCGCAGGCCAAUGCUACGGAUUUCAAGGUUCACGCUGAGAAGUCGCGUAGCAACAGCAUGAGGAUGCCGCGAAUGUACUAG